Spirodela intermedia is the source of this 8095-nucleotide messenger RNA. The record is from the annotation of a GenBank genome assembly. NCBI's taxonomy places the organism in Eukaryota, Viridiplantae, Streptophyta, Magnoliopsida, Alismatales, Araceae.
AUGUCAGCUGCACUACAUCCUGCAAUGAAGGGCUUGAUUUCUAAGGAGCUUUUAGGGCAUCCGGAUGCAGAUGUCAGACUUGCUGUUACAGCUUGCAUCAGCGAAAUCACCAGAAUAACAGCACCUGAGGCUCCAUAUAAUGAUGAUUUAAUGAAGGUCUGCCGAUCUUUGUUUAUUUUGAGGUUACUGUGUUGUUUUUUAUUGCUUGUUUAACAGCUUCGGAAGAAAAUUCUUAUAACUCAUCUUCAUUUUUCAGGAAAUAUUUCAGAUGAUUGUUAAGGCUUUUGAAGAUCUGAAUGAUAUAUCCAGUCGUUCAUAUUCAAAGAGGGUAUUGACUCUUGAAACUGUAGCAAAGGUUAGGUCAUGCGUUGUGAUGUUGGAUCUUGAGUGCGACACAUUGAUUCUCGAGAUGUUUCGUCAUUUCCUAAGGACAAUUAGGUACACAGUAUCUGCAAGAUUAUUUUCUUACCAGCAAAAUUUUUGAAUAAAUGUCAUCUAGUUUGCGAUGGAAUGCAUUUAUUACUUGUCUUUUUUUUUUUUAAUAGGGUUUGGUAUUUAUAUGCGAUGAACAUUAUUGAACAAGCAUUUUCAUCCAUCGGAUCAUAUUUCUCACAAAUGUUGAUUUAUGUAUGUAGACAUUGAAACUUGCAAAUUUUGUCACGUCUGAACAGGCUCUUCAGGAACAGCUUCACUUUGUAAAUAUGAAAUUCCUUGAAUGGGUAACAUGAGCUGUCGCAAGCCAGUUUGUGAAUGGUAAGGGCAAGGAGGUCCUUAAGAACGAUCCCAGAACAUAUGAGAGGCUGGUGGAUUGAAUUGUUAUAGACAGAAUUCUAGAGUGGACUAGCUAAAUUUCACUCGGACGAAAUAACUUUCAGUUCACAAUAGAAGUCACUCAUUGUGAAACGCAUUUAUAACUAAUUAUUUAUUUCAGUGAUUCAUGGGUAAUAAACAAUUUAAUACGAAUCAUUCUUUUUGAUUUUUCUCUACAUGUUUUGUCAUUUAUUGAUGGUUUUUAUUUCUAAAGUCUACAUGUUUUGUCAAUUUAAUACUAAGGUUUUUACAUACUUCUAAAGUUGCAGUUUUAGUGGACAUGGAAUUUUUAUUUCCCCCGAUUUUACGAAAAAGAAAUGUUUCAACCCACAUUUUUUCUCCAAAAUACUUCUCGUCUUUCCUUUUUUUAUAUUAAGUCAAUUUAUCUUCACCUGUAUUAGUGUUUUGUCAACUUUUUUUAAAAAAAAACGAGGACAUGUGCAACUUGCAGGGAUAACCAUUCAGAAAAUGUGUUUUCUUCAAUGGAGGUGAUAAUGACCCUUGUGUUAGAGGAAAGUGAAGAUAUUUCACCAGAACUUCUCUCAUUGUUGUUAACGAGUGUGAAAAAGGACAAUAUGGUAUUCUAUCCUUAUUCUUUAAUUUCGUAUUUUAUUUCUUUCGACUUUUAGUGUUUUCAUAACCUGAUUUUUUUCAUCUACAGGAUAUUCAGCCAGUUGCACGGAGAUUAGCGGAAAAAGUUAUUGUUAACUGCACUCUUAAACUGAAAUCAUGCUUAAUGGGCGCGGUUCAAUCCCUUGGUGCACCGCUGAGCGAUUACAGUAGUGUUGUUGCAACUGUAUGUGAAGAUAAUUCUAAUGUUUUGGAACGUAACAGAUUAAAUGCCUCUGCUGAGUGUUUGGUGAGUUUUUCCUUCUGUUACUUUUCUUUUGCCUUUCAUAUUUCUAUUCUUGUGCAUUUUUCACACAACUUGUGGUAUUUUUUAAUAAAUUUUCAAUUUAAUUUCCAAUUGAAAAUGAGAUCUUCAUCUUUUGGUUUCAAAUAUUUGUUUUGCCCUGGAAGAUUACUAGUUUAUCUACUUUCAUUUUGUUGGCAAAAUUCUUUUUUCGAAAAAAGCAGUGCGGUGUAUCCGGGGUUGACACUGCCAGUGAAUCCAGUGCUUGUGAAUGUAUUGGCAUCUUCUGAUGGCUUCUGGGUAAUAGGAUAUUUAUUUCAUGCAGUGUGUAUAGAUUUAGCGGCUCCCAGGCUCUAUUGACAAACUUUAUUCCAUGUCCACACGAUGUGGAACCAAAUCGUCGAGAUCAUUGUUAUCCUAUAUGCCAUGGUUGCGUUGGUGGUUGAUUCGAUGACAAGACAUGAGCUAGGUACUAUAAAAGAGGUAGUUGCCUAUGUCACAGUUAUUCAAACGUUUCUUUAUUCUCCUUUUCUCCUUCCCUAGGGGUCAGGGAUCGCCUGAAUUGGCUGUAUAUUACUGGAAUAUCUCAGUUUCAAGCAGUCUGAUUAUGGAAUCCAUUCUCUAAAGCCCAUAUUGUUUCUGACUCGGUCCAACUUGUAUAAGUGGUAUCAUUUUUAUACAGCCCUUGUCCACCCCUGCACGUGAUUGCAAUUUGGACACCCAUGAUCAGAAAUGUGAAGGGAUCUGUGAGUGUCAGUGGCAAUGAUUAUUGCGGCUGUUGAUACAGAUUCUGCUGACCCUGGGAUUCUCUAUUUAUCAUAUGAGUUUCCAGUAGGGCUCCAGAUGGAGAACACCCAAUCCCUUUUAAGGCUUUUUUUUUUUAUUUGCUUCUGCCCAAUCUCUGUGGCAAUCGGACCUUUUGUUGCCCAGGCGUAUCAUUGAUUGAAAAAAGAAAAAAAAUCGCGUCAAGUGCAAGUUGGAUAUGCAAAAUGCAAGAUGCGCAAGCCAAGUCAGUGAGCGAGAUGAGAUGAGAUGAGAGGCCUUCCAUCCGGGAUGACAGACUGAUUGUAGUAGGCAUUGGUGCAAGUAGUAAGCAAGUGCUUAGUCACCCAAAUAAGCACCUGUGGGAAUCUCGUCUGUUACUGAGACUGACAGCCUUCCUUAUCCUUUUCCCCUUAGGUCGAACUUCUCUCAAGUGGCAAUUGGUCCCGAACUACUUCUCCAAUUUGUGUAAAAGCGGCCAUAAUGGCGCUUAAUCCACUUUGCUCCUCCGGAUGCAAUUGAUUUAUAACCUGCUCCAAAGAUGCAGCCUUCGAAACAUCGGUGUCAGAAGACAAAAUUCCUGACCCUUGGUCUAGAAUUCCUCUUAUUGCAUGGGUUGGGGAAGUGCCUGGGGAUACUCCACGGGAGGAAUUGUCAAUAGACUGACUGUGACUUGUCUGCAGCUACUGCAGCCAGCCAAUGGGGGUUCCAGGUGGAUUUUUUAUUCUGUCUUCUUCUUCCUCCUCCUUUUUCUUUCGAACUUUUCUUCCUUACACCUCUCAGCAGCAUUGGCUGACGGGAGCAGUUCUUCCAAUAACGGGCUAAUCUGAGUGGAUCGGGCUAGAUCAGCUAGAAAAUUGACUGAUUUUGUGCAAUUUUCUGUUGUCCUGUGAUAUUCAAGUGUGAUUGGGUUUCCCUCCCAGGUUGGAUCAGCUAGUGCCAAUCACAUGCACCAUGAAAGAAUCUACUACUGUGGUUUGUUAUCUCGCUGAACUUAUUUCCCUUUUUUCGAAACUUUGUUUGAAUGUAGAAUCUGAUGUGCCAUUGUUGCGUAAACUUUAAGAAGUGCAAUAUUGUAGACGAUCUCCACUUGCUGUACAUUUUUUCUUUGGUUUUGUAGCUAUUGUCCACCUUGCUGAAUAGUGCUUUCAUUGAUAAUUAUGGUAUUGAGUCGUCAGUUUUCUGAAUUUUUUAAUUGUGUUCAAAACAUUGCAGGCAGACGACAGCAGGUUUUCUGAGAGGACCGUCUCUGAUGAGCUUGCACAGGCAGAACAUUUUUUGCUCACUGUGUUUAUUAUUUCUUGAUGUCAGUACAAUGAGGUUUUAGGCUCGUUUCUUAUAUAUUCUCGUUGAACAGGGUUCUGGAAAGAUGGAGUCGGAAGUUUCCUGUCCUGAAGUAGGUACUGGAUCCGUUAGGUCCCCAAAGUCUGUAAUGAGCAAUGGAAACCUCCAGACCAGGAAUGAUGGCUCUGUGGUUGAAAUAGCGUCUCUGAAUAAGAAAACUAUCCGAAAUGCAGUGUCACCUAGAAAUGCGUCAGCCGCUGCUGAAGCUGGUGUGCAGGUACCUAAUAGGAGGAAAGGUCGCAGCAGUGAAUUUGACCGGUCAGAAUCUGAAUAUCCAUCCAGGAAAGAGACAGAGACAGGCAUACGAGGGAAGCAUAGACGCUCUUCAAAUGAAAAGCUUCCUGGUGCUAGUCAGCCCAAACAUUCUCAAGGAAAAAUGAAAAUUCAUGUGAGUGGUGACGCAGAGGUGCCUCCAAAGAAACGUGGCAGGAAGCCUCGUGUAGAUGUCAGUGAGGAUACACCAAUAACAGAGUUGGUUUCCAAAAUUAAAAAGCAGAGAUGUAGAGUUUCUAAUCAUGAUAAGGUGAGGGAAUCAAAUCUAUGUCUAUUGGAGCAUAGAGCAUUUAUCAUUACCUUGUGUCACUGGUUUGAUAGCCAUUGAUGCUUUUUAUGCGGAAGUUUUACAUAUUAUUUUGUUUUUUGACAAUCUAGGGGACGGUUUCUUCACCUAAGACGGCUACCAAAUCUGACGCCGACCAAAAUGUUAUGGAUGAAAAUAUAAAAUCCAGAUCUGGCAGGAAACGUUCUCGAGAGGAGGUAUGUGAAUACAUUCAUGGACUCGCGUGUUGACAAACUUUUGUUGUAUGUUUAUAUACCAUGUUCUUGGUUUUGGCGUCCUUUGAUUCUUGUCUUUAGCCAGCACGGACUUUAAAAUUUGUAUCCCUUCAUUAUAUAUAUUAAUGAUCUUUGCGUUGUGUUUUUUGCAUUGCAGUAAAUAAUUUUAAUAACUAGUGAGUCGUUUGCUGUUUUUUUAAAUAAUUAAUAUUGAAUUGCUUUCCGAUGUAGAUAUGGUAGUUUCAUUAUACUAGAUUUGGUAGCGCCCCCCCCCCCCCCAAGUGGCCAAUCGGAAGUGCACAUACAGGUGGUCCCUUUGUGUCCUCCAAAACUGAUUGUAAAUUUGUUCGGGCCCCUAGAUACUAAUGGGAACAUUCUAAUAAAACGAAAUGAUUUGUUUUUAUCGAUUUCAAUUUUGAAGAAUUUGCCCGAGAACCACUAUUUCGCAGCCAGUAACAGAACCCCUAGCUGUUGGUUGCAAUAAAUAGUGAUCGAAACCAAAACAAACAUGUAGUGACCCCCCGCUAGAAAAAACCCACUGUUAGGGAUUCCCCUUGAUAGGCUGAUCUUGAUGGUGCAUGGCAAUCAAAAAUGUGGCCAUUUUUAGGAUAGAUGGCAGUCAGAAGACUCCAGCGGAGACAUUGAUAAUUAUAAAAACGGCUAAUACAUUAUCAACAACUUUAAAAAUAUUCUCAAGCUUAGUAGAGAUUAGUGAAGCAACGUUGUUUUACGAUAAUUUUGCCUACACCAUAGGAAAAUAAGACAUGUGAACCAUCGUCAGUUACCACUUUAUUUUAUGUCAUUUACGAAUAUCUAAUCAAGAAUACUCCAUAUGAGUGCAAGUGAUAUUGAAAAAUUUAUCUGGGAUUUCGAGAAGCUUCCUAAAGUGCAGCGACGAAAUCCAUAAAACGAUAUUUCUUUUCAAAUGGAAAACAAUUUAAGACGAACAAAUGUUCAUUGCAUUCUCAAUGUAGCUCAGAUACAACUAGUGGACAAUAGAUCCUGAAUAUUCUUUUGCUUUAUUCAUCUCACGCAUGUGUAUUGCUCAAGUUAUUACUUGUGGACUUGUGUGAGUGGUGUGCUUGGCGACAUAUAGGACUCCGCAAAGACUGUAGGUUUUAGAUUUUACCAUGACAAAUGGAGCUUGUUUAAACUCUUGAACAUCGGUAAUUUUGGACACCAAUGGUCUUUAUGGUGUUAUUAAGAUAUUAUUCAACUCUUUGGUAGUUUGUUGGGAUCUGGAGAUAAUCGAUUUUUGUGUUAUUGACCUUUCUCUCCCUUGUAUUAGUUCAGCAAUUUCUCCAUAUUUUAGUCUUAUUGUGCCAACUUAAUGUAUAGAUAGUUCACAGUUUUAUUGUUUAAAGUGAAAGCAAACUUAGAAAGUUCACCUUGAGGAUUUUGGUCAUUAAUCUUUUUUUUCCUUUUGGGUGCUUGUUGAAUCUCAUUUGCUUAUGGAUUUAUGUUUUCCGCGCUGCCUUGUCGAAUCUUUAUCCUUCAGGUUUCUAGGACCGCUGGACGUGAGCUAGAAUAUGAUGAGAGUUUAGUAGGAGCAAGGAUAAAAGUUUGGUGGCCAGAUGAUGCAAAGUAAGUAUUGUAGGAAUGAUAUCAAUUGGUUGCAGGUGCUUCUUUCAUUUGAACAAGUCUGGUAGUCAGAUUUAGUCAUUGCUGCUGAUUGCAUGAAUAGCAUCAGCCUGAGAGUGGUAUAUAAUAUUAGUUACUUGCGAACAUUACCACCAAUAUUUUACGGACAAACAUGGUGCAAUCAUGAUAGGUUAUGGUAUAUAAUAAAUACAUCAAACACUUUUUAAUUUUAUUGAUUACUCGUUCCCUGCAUGAUUCUCAUUUCGUUAAAAUACAUAUAUGCCAUGUUUUGUGGGGAAAAGCCAGUUAGGUUAUAUUGUUGGUUCACUGCUCGUUUUUGCUACACAAGAUUUCAGGUUCAAAUGUGUCCAUGAAAACCAAUUGAUACCUAAGGGUUGAGGUGUAGGUCGCCUAUUUUUUAACUAUGGUUGGUGGUAGCCAUCCAUCAGUGAGAGGUUCCUAGAUUCAAAUCAACGCUUGAUUUUCAAGUGAAUCUCAUAAAAUAUUCUGCUGUUCUUCCAUCCUCUUUGGAAUGAGGUUGGAAGCUAUCGAAGGGUUGCUCAUCGAGUUGUGAGAUGUAGACGAAUAGAUAGGAUUCUUAUCCGAAAGGGAGUUGGUUUGUUUAAUUGGUCUCAACCGAUUGUGUUAUGGCUUGUUCGAAACUUCAAAAAAUACAAAGGGUUCUGAUGGUGGUGAAUUGUCAUUUGGGAUCAGUUAGGUUUACAGUUGUGAACUUGAUUGUGGAAACAGUAUAGUUACUAUUAAGGUCGUGGAGACGGAGUUCUUCAUGUGAAUCAAUGCCAAAAGAAAUAAGAACUCCUAAGAUAAAUAACAAAAUCUUAGAGGACACCUUUGGAAUGAAUUUAAAUCUCGUUCACUUGAUAAAUUUUUCUCCACUGAUUUUCCGAUCGAAAUUGGAAAAUGUUGGAAUCAUAGAUGGUGAUGAACAGCCUUUCUGGGAAAGAACAGAUGCUUAUUCUGAAAGUGGGCAGUCAAAAUGAAUAUGAAAAAAGAGCAUAUUCAAAUAUUAUUUUCAAAUAUUAUUUUCAAAUAUAAAGAAUAAAUGCGAUAAAAGAGUUUUUUCAUGGGUUAGAUGGAUCAUCAAAGGGCUCUCCAACCUGUUUCAUUUGCAAUCAUUUUUCAAGAGGUGUCUUGAAAUUUCUGAAUUGGUUGUGAUGCAUUCCCAAGCUCAAUCAUGGAAACUGCAUACCCUUGCAUCAUAUACCCGUGUGUAAGUGUGCUCAGCUUUUCCCAUUAGGCUGAAAGCAUGCGCAAAGCAGCAGCUGCUUCAUUUUUCUGCCCCUGAAACAAGAAUCGAACCCUGCUUCUUCUGCCCGCCUUCAUUGGCCGAAAAGGAUGAGGACUAAACUGUUUUCUGAAACAAACCCAUGAAAGAGGGUUAAAGAAGUGAGCCUUUCGUUGUCCUUGUUUAACGUAAUUUACCCUGCGAUUGCUUCUCAGUCUCUCCAAUCAACCAGUUUCUCUCAGUUUUCAACCCUGCUGGACAUUUUUUACUCGUUAUCAUCUCAUCUUGUGGCAUGCAUUUGAUCGUUCUCCACAUGUUCCUGCAGGUUUUAUCGUGGUGUUGUGGUGUCGUAUAAUCCCAAUUCGAAGAAGCAUAAGGUCCUAUUUCAUGUUCAUGGCUGUCAAGUUCUUGUUUUCUGCUACUUUUAUUUCUAGCUUCAUGUUGGCCGCCCUGCCCUGAACUGGGAUCAAUCUUUCGCUUCUAAGCUGGCCAUGUUUCUCCUCUAGGUUUUAUACUCGGACGGCGACAAGGAGACAUUGCUCCUCAGGAAUGAGAGCUUCGAGCUGGUUGGAGGUGCUGGAAAGGUUGGCAGACUACUACGUAAAGAAAGCCCCUUGAGGUUUUUGCUCUCUGUUAUUUCUUUUAAUGACGUUUAAUUAUCUCAAUUAUGGCAGGAGGAAGAGAACAGGUCAACCCCUGAGGCCGCCUUAAAGACGUAUGUCUGA